Molecule: messenger RNA, 1087 nt
Organism: Amoebophrya sp. A120
Lineage: Eukaryota; Dinophyceae; Syndiniales; Amoebophryaceae
Source: the annotation of a GenBank genome assembly
AUGUUCAAGAACACGUGGCGAAUUUUCGCAAACUACAAGUCGCUCGUGCCAGCGCUCCUGCUCGCCGCACCUCUGAGUGUGGGCAGCUCGGCUGCAGGUUGCGCUGCGGUUUCGGAGGCGGGAGCCGCAGUUCUUGAUGUGCGAAACCAGAGUGAAUGGGACGCCGGGCACUUGGGAUGCGCCCAGUUGGCUCCGAACCCAAGCUUGACGAGCGCGAUGGCGGCGAACCUGAUCGGGGCAGAUAAGACCCGUCGCGUAGUCGUGUACUGCCGCUCCGGCGGGCGAGCGGGCGUAGCCAAAACCAAGCUCGAGGGAUGGGGGUACACAAAUGUCUACAACGCAGGCGGCUACGACAGUCUAGUUGCCGCCGGUUGCGCCAACUGUGGAGCUACGACGACGUCCACUUCUAGCAGCGCCACAAGUACAACCGCAGGAAGCAGUUCUUCGGGUGGAGGCACUUCAUCUACAAGCGGAGGUACCACCGGGACGGGCUCGUCAGGCACUUCUAGCAGCAGUAGCGGUGCAGCAGGUGCUAGUAGUCCUUCUUCAUCUGGCGGCAGUGCAACCGGUACUGGCAGUGCGGCCGCGUCCACUACUGCCGGCGCGGCAGCAAGAGCGUCUUCAGCAUCGUCUUCCAUGUCCGCCACGACUAGCGCAGCCUCGGCUGCUUGGGACCGGUGGCAAAGCUAUUUUUUGUUGCUCUUUUCACUCGCUUUCGGAGUUGUCGUUGCCGCAUAGUAAUCUUCACUCCCCGUUUGCAGUAAAAAUUUCAAUUUUCUCCACAGUGCAGCGGGUGGCGGUAGUGAUAUGACUCAAACAGGUGCGUGAAACACAUCAUGCAUCUCAAAGAACCUUCAUACUGCAGCAUUGCCAUAUAAUUUCACGUGUACAGUAAGUAGUUGUUUUUACAUGUCGCAAUCCCACAUCUUCAUGUCAUUCAUAGGGAUAGAAAGCAUUCAAUUUCAAUCAGCAUCUUCGUGUCCAGCUAAGCAAAAACACAACAUCCAUGAAAUGUAGAAAGCUCCCCAUUGGACGAUGACAAAAUCAAAGGUAACUUAAUCUUGGUGAGGCAGUAGCAGUACACACA